Leopardus geoffroyi (Geoffroy's cat) is the source of this 2980-nucleotide messenger RNA. It is a transcript of the gene CD300A, whose product is annotated as CD300a molecule. The transcript is spliced from 9 exons. NCBI's taxonomy places the organism in Eukaryota, Metazoa, Chordata, Mammalia, Carnivora, Felidae. Bases 1614 to 2741 code for a protein of 375 amino acids. Gene Ontology annotation, molecular function: transmembrane signaling receptor activity. The record is from RefSeq and is a predicted model, not a curated record. Gene Ontology annotation, cellular component: plasma membrane.
AUUGGAUGUCACCAUGGGCCCACAGUCGUCCCCUAGGGAAGCCAUAAAAGCCGUGGGCACCUGCCUACCUCGGGGCACAGAGACACCGCUGCCUCAGCCACCCCCAGGAGUGAGCAGCACCAGCCCGUCUGGGCCCAAGACCACCUGGGAGGAGGUUGGAGAAUCCUGUCUUCCUAGGACACACGAUCCGGAGUUUCCGCUCAGUCUAGACCACAGCAUGCCCGGGGCCAAGCAAGAGAGCGUGUUACAGGCCACGACCAGCUGGUGAUGGACUGCGACCCUGGGACUGUGGAAUGCGCUGGAAUAUAGAUUGGCCGUGAUCAUUGACAUUUUGCAGGAGACAGACAUUUUUACCCACAGUUGUACCAGCGCUAAGCAGACAAGCCACGGGAGAUCCUGGCCUCCUGCUUCUCAGUCUGGUGCGUCCCCCUCUGAACCUUGACAUUCAAGACCGUAGCAGUGUCUUCUGGUGGUUGAAUUGGAAAAUAUGCAUUUCUGGAGAAACUUUGUGGUUAUUAGACCAAGGCAACCACCAAGUAUACCUCUCCUACAUUUUCAUGUUCCGUUCAAGAUCUUGAUCUUGAAUCCUCAUGAGCUUUAGCUAGUCUAUGACUGCAUUGCCAUAGACAUUCUUCUGAUGCCCACCAAACUCUGUGCUUGGAACCUUCCAGAGGAGAAUGGACAAGUUUCCUUGGUUCCUUGUAGCUUCCCGGGGGAAGGUGCUCCUGUGGCCAGAAGGGAGGAGGAAAGUGAAAAUCCCCAAAGGAGCAGGGAGAGAAAGAAGGGCAUUCUUGGGACUCCAGAGGUGGCACAGGGCUCCCUGUGGGUGGCACUCAGUGCAGGCUAUCAGAUGACACGUCACACAUUAGGAUUGGCUUCCUAUGUGCGUGUGGCCAUUCUGUGUAAGCCGAGGGCACUUGUCACAGGGUAUACAGGUGUGUGCGCGUGUGUGUAUUUAGAGUCUGAAUUCCACGUGGAUCAGGGAAGGAGGGGUCCCUGAAAGCUUGCGAAGUGCCCACUCUGUGCCCAGCCCUGAGCUGGGACCAGCAGGGGCUGCACAGGAAGGAGGGUCACAGCCCGAGGAGACGUUUCUAAGACUGAGAGCCUUUCAGAGACUCUGAGGUCACUGUGCCAGCUUAGGGGUCUGGGCCUUGAGCUGCAGGCUCACGGAAGGGGGGGCUCCCUGGGGUGGCCUCAUCAGGCCUGGAGAAGGAUGCUGGCCCUGAUUCCUCCCCAUUGGGUGCUCCCCUGGACCUGCAAGGAGUUUCUGAGCCCAGCUGGCCUUGUGCUUUUGGGGGUGUGACGGGAGGGGUGGCUCAGGUCUCGGGCGCUGUGGGCGAGUAGGGGUCUCACCCCUGGAAGUAUCUGUGGCAUCUGUGGCACAGCUGGGAUGGGUAGAAGGGUGCAUGGUUCUGGUGGGGGGGAGCGGGUCUCAGCCGGUCCCCGUCCCCGGUGGCUGUGCUCCCUCUGUGCCCUUCAUUUUCUGACCAGCCGUAGGAGCAGAACCUAAAGAAACUGAACAAGGAAGCAGCAGGCACAAAGAAAAGCAGAAGUGGAAACCUUGGAGACUUGGCCCUCCUCCUUGAAGGGGCCUGAAGCCGCCUGGCACUGCCAUGGGUGACAUCUGUGCGGAGAAGAUGAGGUGGCCGGACCAGGCCGUGUGGCUGCUGUUGGCUCUGCUGCUUCUCUGGGUCCCAGGCUGUUCCUCUAUAAGUGGCCCCACCUCCAUGACGGGCACCUUGGGGAGUUCUCUGAGCGUGCAGUGUUCAUAUGAAGAGCAAUUAAGAGAACAUUUCAAAUACUGGUGCAAAAACCCAUGUUUUUGGAAAACUGUGAAGACCAAACAGUCAAGCAAAGAAGUGAGGAACGGCCGCGUAUCCAUCAGAGACCAUCCUGCAAACCUCACCUUCAUAGUGACCUUGGAGAACCUCACAGAGGAUGAUGCAGGAACAUACCGAUGUGGGAUCGAUACGUCCUGGUUAGAAGGAUAUUUGCAAGACCCCGCCGUCCACAUUGUGGUGUCUGUGAUCCCAGCAACAACGUCCGCCCCACCCGCAAACAUCACUGUAACCCAGAUCUCAACAAUCACAGCUGGAAUCACGACCAUACCGUCCUCAUCCUCACCCACUGUCCCCAUCACCAUGGGAGCCACCCACAGUGCAAGCAGCCAAGAGGAGUUCCAGCAAAGCCAGGGCGUGGGGCUCCAAGUACUCCUUUCCUUGUUGGCGCUUCUGCUGCUUCUGCUGGGGGGAAGCUUGUUCCUGGCCUGGAGGAUAGUUCGCAAGCAGGUCAAAGCUGGUGAGAAUCCAAAGCCACUCCGGACCCAUAGUCAGAAUACUCUGCAAGGUGAGCUCUAUUAUGCGAAUCUGGAGCUGCAGACAAGGACACUUCAGGGAGAGCCCACGCAGCCGAGACAGGAAGAGGUAGAAUACAGCACUGUGCUGUGUGUGGAGCGCAGAGGCUCAGUCCUGUGUGGCUCCAGGAAAAGAUGUGACCCAUGUAGGAUGGUACCUCUGAAUACCUGUGGUAUUGUGGAAGUGUGUGGGAUUGCCACGGCAUGGGGAGCACUGGCAGAGAGACUGGGAGAAGGCAAAGGCCCUGAUGAUCGAGUCUCCCUGGUUUCAGAGACAAGGACCCUGAGGCCCAGAGAGAGCAGAAGCUUGCCCAUGGCUCCAGAGCCAGUGGCACAUUUCUCUGGACUCUUGGAUGACUUUAUUUUUAAUAUUAAGACAUAUCAAUAAAGUGCAAAAUCUCUUGAGAGAGAAGAAAAAAGUUAUUUAAGCAAUGCGUGCUAUGUGUCUGCAAUCCUCUAUUAAAGAAAGCUCCUUCCUUUUGAAGGCUGAAUAGUAUUCCAUUGUGAGUGUAUAUUGCACUCUGCUUAUCUUUUUAUCCGCUGAUGGACACUUGGUUUGUUUCUGUGUUUUAGCUAUUGUGAGUAUGUUGCUAGGAACAUAGUGUAUAAAUAUCUCUUUGAAACUCG